Messenger RNA from Acanthochromis polyacanthus (spiny chromis), 1955 nucleotides. Its product is annotated as collagen alpha-1(X) chain-like. The record is from RefSeq and is a predicted model, not a curated record. The coding region runs from base 128 to 778 and encodes 216 amino acids. Gene Ontology annotation, molecular function: protein binding. NCBI's taxonomy places the organism in Eukaryota, Metazoa, Chordata, Actinopteri, Pomacentridae. The transcript is spliced from 5 exons.
UGUGAGUUAGUCAAACAGAUUUGGCAACAAAGCAGCAGCAGGCGGACUUUGCCUGCUGCGAUCGGUCGGAGAUCUUUUAUUGAAGCCUGGCAGAGUGUGUUAGUGCAGUUUAGUUCUCAGGAGGAAGAUGAGCGCCACCAAGAUAUGUUCCGUUUUUGUUAUUGGGGUCAUGUUGUGUGGAACCAGUUUGGCCACAAGGAAACAGAUGGCCCAGCAGACAGCAGACAGACAACAGGGGGGCGCUGUUAUAUUUUUCACUGCUUACCAGGGAUCGCUGAGAGAUCUCUUGUUCAACCCAAUUAUUUUCAACCAAGUGUUGGUGAACCAGGGCUCUGCCUACAACAACGACACCGGUGUGUUCACUGCGCCGCUCGCUGGCAUCUACCAGUUUGUUUUUGCUGCCCAGCUGUGCCGCGGUACCCACAACAACCACUGGUACUUUAUGGUCAAUGGGGUCCAAAAUAUGCUCUGCCACGCUGAGGUGACUGCUGGUAAAACAACCCUCAACACUUGUUACUUCAUGAAGGAACUGAAGAAAGGUGACCAGGUGUGGGUGAAACAAAGCCCUGAGAGCUGCUGCUGGGCCAGCUCUACCUCUAAGACAAUCACCUUCUCUGGCAUCCUGCUGGCGAGUGAUAGCGUGUCCAUGCUGGGGGGGAAGUAUGGCAGCUCCUGUCCGCUGCCCAGCAGGAACAUGAUGCCCAGUUCUGCAGGCCGGACCGUCGCUCUGUCCGGAGUGGUUGUCACCCUGCAACUCAGCCAGUUCCUCUGGGAUUAAUCUAAGCAGAGAUAUAUACCUUAGCUGUUUAAACUUCUAUUUCAUUCAGUUGUAUUCAAGAUUUCUAAACGUUCAAGAUUGUUUUUUCUUUAUAGGUGUAUUUGGAUUUUUAAGACUCUUUAUUUUUCUGCAAUUUUAACUUUUAAUGGACAAACAGGUUUGUCAGUCAUCCACAAAUCGCAAAAUAUACUAUUUGGAGUCACCCAGAAAAUUCCAUAUUUUCCAUGAAAACUCCCACUUUUAUCCAUGUGCUAACAUAACUGCAAAAGGGUUUUCUAAUCAUCAAUGAGCCUUUCAACUAGCCUAGCCGCGCUAGAUAACCCAUGGCAGCGAAUUUAAUUCUAUGCCAGGGUGGGUCUAGUUACCCUCGGUAAGCCUUGAGGUUGGAUGCUCCUAAAACUGGCCGAGGAAUCACCAUGAAGUGUAGAGUCAGAAGGCGGGCGUAACUAAGUGACGACAGAGGUGCGACGAUUCUGACAGAAACAACCGGAAACAACUAGCCUAGCCGCGCUAGACAACCCACGGCAACGAAUUUAAUUCUCUGCCAGGGUCGACAACAAAAACGACAACAGUCGUUGAGCUCCAUUAGCACCGACUCUGAAUAAUCUUUUUGUUAACAUGUCUGUAAUAUACUUGAGCUUCACCCAUUGACUGUAUAAAUAAGGCUUCACCGAACUCCCGAAUCCUCUGAUUUCCAGCACUCUAGGAAGUACGUCAGUUUAUUCGUUACGCUGAUUGGUUGUAUACCUACCCAAUUGCUGCAGAGUGAUUUGAAAGACAACCUUUUAGCCCGCCUCCCUACCUGUCGAGAGUUCCUAGACCCUUGCGUCUUCAGACCUGAGUCUAGCGCGGCUAAGCUACCUUUCAACAGCAUUAGCUAACACAAUGUAGCAUUAGAACACAGGAGUGAUGGUUGCUGGAAAUGCUCCUCUGUACCCCUAUGGAGAUAUGUAGAGUCCGGCCUAUAUAGAGAAAGAAUCUGUGUUUCAGAUUCUUCCUCUAUCCCUCCUUAAACUGUGUUCAUUUGUGACUGUUUGGUCAAUAUUUGUGCAAUACUUCUGUCACAGAAAUAGGAAAUUCUCUUUUAAGUUUUACACUGAAUUUGUACAUUGAAGGUGCGGUGGUAAUGCUGAAUACAAUCUUUUUCUUUUUUUAAAUGCCAAUUUUGGUCCCCAAA